This is a messenger RNA of Amoebophrya sp. A120, 3887 nucleotides long. Lineage: Eukaryota; Dinophyceae; Syndiniales; Amoebophryaceae. The record is from the annotation of a GenBank genome assembly.
UGUGAAUUGAGUAUCUUAUUGCUUUGAAGUUGAGGCGUAAUGAUAGUGAAAUGAACUUUGCAUCAGUUCGAUAACAUAAGGGAGGCGAUAAAGUAUGAAAUUAUAAAACCAGCAAUAUCGUAAUCGUGUCAACAUAGAAGAAGCGAUAGAAUUUCUUACAGCAUCUUCAACAGCGAAUGGCGCCCUGUGUCGGCUUUUGAUACGGAGAAAUCCACGUGGGUGUGAAUAUGCUGCCUCCAGAUCAGAUGCGUGGUUACAACGUGAAAGCCACAAGCUCCUCGGAGCCGGUAGUGCGCUCCCUGUUGGAGAGACUGUGCGCUAAGCUCGCCGGGCGCAGUACACCGGGGCAUCUGAAACUGAUUUAUCGGCUGCUGAGCUUAAAGAGCCUCACGGGGCGGGGCACCGAGCGAGAGCUGUGCGACGCAAUCAGCGAGCUCUUGCUGCAAGCCGAUUCUUCGGGAACUGUGCGGUUCCAGGCACUCCGGCGCCGCGGGCUUCUGGGCAGUACCGGGAAGCAAAAUCUAUUGCUGGCAGAAGUGCUGUUGCUGCUGGCUCGGCAGAAACUUGAGCCUCCAGAUCCGGGCUCGCCGAAGCCACUCGCCCAGGAUGUGGCAAGCGGUGGGGUCGUGAGAGCGGCAGCAUUUCCGGAGCCGAUCUCCUUGGUUGCGUCCGCAGCAACAUCCAACCGCACUUCCGCUACGUUGCGCGGUGUCUUGCCGCAAGGAGGUGGACCACUCGGAUACGAGCUGGGUCCGUAUAGCAGCGCUUUCGUGGGGACGCCUCUAGUACCGAAUCCCGUUCUCCGUGAUAUGGUGUACUGCGGGCCUUCGGAGGCCGAGAUCAUCCGAGACUGCCUGUACGCCUUGCAGGGGAUUGAAUCGGCCACGGUGGUGUGGGACGGCGGUGCGCCGGCGGCCUUCCGCCUGAAAGAAACGGUGUCCAUUGCCAAAGGAGCGCAGGGUCUCGUCGCCGAAUUGCUUGCGGUGGGCACCGACUACCGCCGGGUGGACCAGGUGCUGGAGCUCCCGAACGAAAGCGUGAUCUUCCAGGCCUUUCGGCAAUGCGUCCGAAAUCUUUUGCUGGACUACUUCAAAUGGAUCGCGAUCUUUGAGACGCAGAUUGACAGCGGAGACCUCAGUUUGCGACGUCUCGCGAUCUGGUUCCGCCAACCGCGGAAGAAGAUGGCUUUGCUGUCCCGCUUGUGCCGCGUUGCGGCCGCGCACGGUAAGGGCGGGCCGCUGCUCAGUGCGCUGCACAUGUGUCGUAAGACGGGGGACCCGCACACUGCUCCCAUCGUCGAAGCAGUUCUGCAGGCCAGCGCCGCGCCAUUGCACGAGAUGAUCCUUAUCCCGCUGAAAAGCGUCGUGAGAGACCGCGUCGUGGCUUUUCUUCUUGGCCAUGUCUCUUCCCAAUCUAGAGUCAAGUAAAGGAAAUUCUGCAUCAUCAUGGACGAGAGCAGUGUCAAAUCAAGAAAACUUUGCAAUCACAAUCCAGCAUGGGCGGGGAUAAAUUUCUUUACUGUCCUGUGACAAUCCACCGCGAAGCGCAUACAAGUUGAAAAGUUGUUAUUUCGAUGUACGUAUGAUGUGCCACGCGAUCGCCCCUUGCGCUGUUUUUGUUUCUGUUCAUGUGCGGAGCAUGGAUGACCGAGGGGCAGUUGCGGGACCAGCUCGGAGAGUUUUUCGUUUUUGCGGAUGCGACCGCGAAAAUUCAAGACCUGUGGCACAGCAUGUAUUUCCUCAAUCUGGAAAUGAUCCCGUCUUUUGUGGAUCUCGAAGAAGCGAAAAUGAUUCUUCGCGCAGGUAGAUUCAUUCUUUGUAUCUAUUAAUAUCCACCUUGACAUACAACGCAGUCCACUGCUUUGAUUUUUAAGAAGUAGUGCCGCGUUGUAACCUAGCUGCUCCAGCAACCCCUCUAUCUAAAGUUGAAAAGAUACUUAAGUUCAUCAGACGUGGUGGUUCCUUGCUAGUAGGGUUAUCAUGAUCAUUAUUCUGCGCACUACUUCAGGUAAAUCCGUGAACUUUAUGCGGCUGUGUUGCGAGGAAUCUGAUUGGGUGGGACUGCUUGCGGGCGCUCCCGUCGUAACGGACAGCGACUUCGUUCGGCAGCAGUCGUUGCACACAAACAAACGGCUGGUAGAGCUGUUGCUCGACAAGUACAACCUGCUGAGUCACUGCGUGGCCAUGAAGCGCUACCUGUUGCUCGCCCAGGGGGAUUUCAUCGAGUGUCUGCUGGAGCUGGCGGACGGGGUGCUCCGAAAGGACGCCAAGAAGGACGUCUUUCGCCACAACGUGCGCGCUAUCGUGGAUCAGGCCAUACGGCAGAGCAAUGCACAGUUUCACGACCCCGAAUUUCUGGACCGGCUCGACGUCUCGCUCACGCCGGCAAACGGCGGCGAGAUCGGGUGGGACAUCUUCUCCCUCGACUACGCCAUAACCAGUCCGCUGCACGUUGUCUUCUCGCGGGAUACCGUCAUGCUCACACUCCGCAAGGUCUCCACCUUUCUCUGGAAGCUGCGCCGGGCGAACUUCUCGCUGAAAGAAUCUUGGAGACGCCAGAUACUAAUUCGGUACUGGAGCAGUAUGAUAAAAAUCAUAUAUCAAAGCAGUAUCGCUACGGAACUACAGUAGUUCAACACAGGUUUCUGGAUAUAGUCGUAAGUGGAUGCGCUGUGCUCGUUCUGUAGAAAUUAACACUAGCAACGUGCGCUACUUUUACCACCUAGAGAGAGACAAACGAAAAACCUUCGCUCAGGCACAAAUGCGACGAGGACGCGCUUGCGAGGCAGAUGGACUCCAUCCGGAUGGUGCUCAGUCACGUAAUGGAAAAUGUGCAGAGCUACGUGAUGUACGAGGUACUGGAGACCGCCCAUGCCCGGUUGGAGCAGGGCUUUCAAAACGCCCGUGAUUUAGACGAAGUUCUGCGCGAACACGGAAAAUACCUGCACCACUUGCAAGAGUUCACUUUUCUGGUCGACUCCGCAGCCCCGAUCUUGGACUGCCUCACGAAGUUCCUCCUCUUGGUGUCUACUUUUGAGCGCCUGCAGGAAGACGUGGCGCGAUAUUUUUUUGACGAAAGUGCCGAGGAAAUGCUGUGGCGGGAUAUGGAGGCGCUAGAUGAAGAGGUUUCGGAAACGAUGCAGCAUCUCCUUGAUCUUCUGCAACAACCCAAGAACUCUUGUGCGGAGUAUACCUACCUGGUCUGCAGGCUGAAUUUCAAUAACCAAUUCAGAUAGCGCUAAUCAAAUGAUAUUCAUCCGCACGAAGUAGCUAGUAGAGAGGUGGCGGCCGCGCUCGAAAGCAAAAGUCGCACUUCUUGCAACGAUGUGAUUCUAAAUGUAUGUAGUGCCUGGCGUUUCGGUUUCGGUAUCGGUCGGCCCAGAUGGUGGUGAAGGGGUCUCUUUCAUCAGGAGCGCCGAUUUUUUCGAUUUCAUUGCCAUUUGUCAAAUGCAACUGCGUGUUGUCAACUCGCGCACUGAUCAAAUAAGUACUGUGGUCUCACCGUCCUGCUUUCGUCGUCUUUGCAGCUCUGCGAGUCACAAGGGAAGAUGAUCAGAAAUUCUUAAUGCCCAAAACGACGACUCUUCGCUGGAAGUGGAGAGAUUUCUGAGAAAACUCAUGAUCUUUUUUGAAGAAGCGGAAAAUUUUUAGAUCAAGAAUGAAAAAAAAAUUCUGCGAUCCAGUGAAAGUUCGCAAAUCAUUGUUGCCAUUCAUUCGAAUAUGAGGCUUUAAAAGUUUCGAAGUCGCUCAAGGCAGUGAUACCAAGGUCUCCUGUUUUUUCCCCAGGCAAUCUAAUGCCGAGAACGGUACUUAGCUUGCGCAUUUUUUCAGUAAUGCAAUCUUUGUUUUGAUCCCUACGUCUCAAUCUCUCUGUGUUCUACUUUUCAU